AGUUAAGAUUUGAGAAUAGGAAGUGUAAAGAUGGAGGCUCUUGGCAUUUUCAUACCUAAGUUUUAGCUACACUUUAUGGAAAAUCUUCCCCAGCUCUAAAAUCAGUUAGAUGAGGACCUCAGGUCCUUUAGGUCUUAACAGACUCUGUAAUUGGAAAAUGUGGGGAUAUGUGUGCCAUAUCAUGAUAAAAUAAGUUUCAGGAUUGUUUUGGAGAAGACCUGAUCUGGAGAAGAUCACCAGGAUCAUGUUCAUGUUGUUGCACAGGUAGAGAAGAUAAUGGCUUCUGCUGGGAACCAGAGCAGUGGUGUGACAGAGUUCAUCCUGGCAGGUUUCCCGAAUCUCAACAGCACAAAAGCAGAAUUGUUUUCUGUCUUCCUUCUUGUCUAUCUGCUGACUCUAACAGGCAAUGUGUUGAUUGUUGGGGUGGUAGGAGGUGAUACUCGCCUGCAGACUCCCAUGUACUUCUUUCUGGGUAACCUGUCCUGCCUAGAGAUCCUGCUCACUUCUGUCAUCAUUCCCAAGAUGCUGAGCAAUUUCCUCUCGAGGCAACACACUAUCUCCUUUGCUGCAUGUAUUACCCAAUUCUAUUUCUACUUCUUUCUUGGGGCCUCUGAGUUUCUGCUUUUGGCCGUCAUGUCUGUGGAUCGCUACCUGGCCAUCUGUCACCCUCUUCACUACCCCUUGCUCAUGAAUGGUGCUGUGUGCUUUUGGGUGGCCUUGGCCUGCUGGAUGGGGGGACUACUCCCUGUGCUUGGCCCCACAGUGGCUGUGGCCUUGCUUCCUUUCUGUGAACAGGAUGCUGUAGUGCAGCACUUCUUCUGUGACAGUGGCCCACUGCUCCGCCUGGCAUGCACCAACACCAAGAAGCUGGAGGAAACUGACUUUGUCCUUGCCUCUCUUGUCAUUGUAUCCUCACUGAUGAUUACUGCCGUGUCCUAUGGCCACAUAGUCCUGGCUGUCCUGCACAUCCCCUCUGCUUCAGGCCGUCAGAAGGCCUUCUCUACCUGUACCUCCCACUUGAUUGUGGUGACUCUUUUCUACGGAAGUGCCAUUUUUCUCUAUGUGAGGCCAUCACAGAGUGGCUCUGUGGAUACUAACUGGGCAGUGACAGUGGUAACAACAUUUGUGACACCACUGCUGAAUCCAUUCAUCUAUGCCUUGCGCAAUGAGCGAGUCAAGGAAGCUUUGAAAGACAUGUUCAGGAAGGUGGUAGCAGGCUUUUGGGGGGAUCUUUUACUUGCUAAGAGUUUCAAUAAGAAAACAGUGAGGUGAAGGUGAAGGGAUGUGAUAAUUAGUCUUCAGUCCAAGUCUUCUCCAUUGUCAUUCUCCUUCCUACCAUCAGCAUGGACAUCACCAAACGACUGAGUGCUGGAACCACUAAAGAACUCCAGAUUUAACAAGUCUAUCCUUCUUCUCUUUCAGGCAAAAUUUGAUUCUAUCUCAUACAUAAAUCCACAUUAUUAUUGAUAUCACAAUCAUUACGGUCAUUACACCAUAAGAACUUCCAACCUGUGAGAUCUUAACCUAAGGGUCCAUGGUCGUCAGGGAGUCUAAGUAUGGGCUUCAGAAAAUUUAUAAGCACCAUUAAUAUGUAAAUUUUAUGUAUUUGAGCCUAUACGCAUUUGUUUAGGAAGAGAAUUCAUAGCUUCAAUCCAAUUCUUAGAGGGAUCUAUGUGCGACCUUUGCCAAAAGUUAUAAACUGGUUAAAAUUCUCAGUUCAGUCUUUCAGCUGUUUAUGAAAAUCAAGAAUUUUAAGAAAAACUUCCUUAUAAUCAUAAAAAUAAAAUAAAUAGAUUAUCUGGAUACUUUUGUAUACACUUUCCCCCCCAAAUUGCAUUUAUUGUCAGAUGGAAAAGAGGUAAAGCAAAUUUAAUAAGGGAGUUAUUCACUUCUCCACAGCAAUCCCAGGUGCCUCUGAAAAAGCAGACCAAUGAGAGAUUUCAUGAAUAAUAGCAUUUAAUGUGUUUUUCUAAUUUUCACUUUAUUACAAAGAUGAAUUAAAGA
Molecule: messenger RNA, 2004 nt
Organism: Equus caballus (horse)
Lineage: Eukaryota; Metazoa; Chordata; Mammalia; Perissodactyla; Equidae
Gene: OR6S1
Product: olfactory receptor family 6 subfamily S member 1
Biological process (GO): G protein-coupled receptor signaling pathway
Cellular component (GO): membrane
Molecular function (GO): olfactory receptor activity; G protein-coupled receptor activity
Source: RefSeq, a predicted model, not a curated record